AUGAUGAACAGGUGGUGGUGUUUGUUGGUUCUCCACGACGAUGGUUUCGGAUUCUGGUAUGACGAUAUAAGGGUGGAGAUAUGUGUUUUGUCCGUAGUUCUAGGCGGCAGCAGGUGGAUGUUCAGAACCAAUAUAUCCAAGUUCAAAGCUCCAGCAUUCCAUGUUUUGAGACUUGAGGUUAGUGAGUUGGACCAUAAUCAUCAAGAAAUGAAGAAAUGACCGAAAGACAAGCACUAAUAGUUGAAUUCAUCACCCUCAUGGCAACCCAGCGAAUGCACAUUACACAUUAGGUUAUUUUAGUAAAUAUUUGUAUGAGUUUUAGAUAUCUUUAUUAUGUUUUGUGAUUUAGAGUUUAGAUGAUUAUUAAAACUUGUGUCGUAAUGUAUUUAGAUUUAUUGUUUUUGUGUAUGAGUUUUAAAUAGAAUUUAGUCAUU
This is a messenger RNA of Lactuca virosa, 434 nucleotides long. The record is from the annotation of a GenBank genome assembly. NCBI's taxonomy places the organism in Eukaryota, Viridiplantae, Streptophyta, Magnoliopsida, Asterales, Asteraceae.